GUUACGCACGAGGUGAUAUUUUUGCAUUUUUCGACGCUGAAAUUUAGUGAAGUGAAUCCAAAGCAAACAAUGGCAUCCACCAAGAUCAAAUACACAUCGAGUAAGGCAAUUGAUCAUUUCAAUGCGGGAGCGACUCUUAUGAGAAUCGUUGGCUACGUGGAUUCCAUCGAGGGAUUGAGAGAAUUGCCUAAAUCUGCAUCCAAAUGGAUUUACAAAUGCGUUUUGAAUAACAAUGACGACAAGAAGGUUCGCAUCAUCUUCUGGGGGGAUGAUGCUUUGAAGUACAACUCAGAAAUCGUCAUGUACCAAAUCAUAAAAAUUACUGGUGGUGUGAUCAAAGAGGCCAAUCUCCAGUAUCGCCGAUCUGGCGAUACUGUCAGUGACAAAGAGUUCCAGUUUGGUCGCGGAAGCACUCUCGAGGUCCUUGGAACCUUCGACAUUGCAAAUGGCGCUGAUGAGGCAUUGAACAAGGUGGUGAAGUACCAAUCCAUAGAGAUAAAAGACGUUUGUUCUGCACGUGGCCCAGUUGAAAUCUCAGGAUGGCUCAAGGAGCCUUUUAGGAGUAUUUCAACCGCCAGUGGUGCAAGUUACGGCAGUGCAAUGAUUUGUUCCGAGGUUCAUCGAAUGACUGUUCAUGUGACCACCUUCGUCCCUAACGAAAACCUCCUGGAAGGGAUGAAAAUUAAGAUUCGAGGGACAAUUGAUCGUCGCUCAAAUGCAUUCGUUCUCAACACUGCCACUAUGGAUCAAGUUUCUAUUAUUCCUGGAGCGCCCACGAUGACUGAAGACGAAAUGGAUGAGGCUGUAGAAUCACCUCCCUUGGUUCUCAAAAGAGAAUCAGAGGAUAUCAUGGAGAUAACAAUUGAAAAGAAACAAAAAUGUGAUUAAGUCCACUUGCUCAAUCUCCAAAUUUAGAUCUUUAUUACAUAUCAUUUAGAAAAAUGAUAGGAUUUCACAAGCUAGAUUAGAUUGAAAUUUGCAAUUUAUGGUUAAACUUCGUUUUGUAUGUGUUCGUGUCAACUAAAAAAUUUGACUUCCUUUCAAAUUUGAUUUUUUAUGACAAUGCCAAAUCGAUAACAACAUUAAUUCCGCAGAUGCUACAUAAUUACUAAACUUUUUAAAAUAGUUUGAUUUGAAAAACAAACACUGCAUGGCUUCAUUGAUUAAUUUUUUAUAGUUUUAUUUUAUAAGAGAUUAUUUUAUAAGAGAAAAAUACUUCAAUGACACAUAUUUUUCGUAACAAAAAAUAAUGAACGUGUAGCAUUAUGCCAUCAGAAACUUCAAUGGUCAAAUACCAUGAAAAUUUGCAAAAUUUCAUUCAUUUAUCUAUUUUCAUCUCCUUUUUUUUGUCAUGUCUUCAAUCCCCAAAAUUGGAGGAAAAUCAUUUUUUUUCUGUUUUUCUGCUUAAAUACGAAAAGAAAACCGCAAACUUUGCCCACGAAAAAAGUCUUUGUAUUAAAACUUCUUAAUUUUAAGCAAAUAAUCUGUGUAGAUGGAUCAUCAUAACUAAAAUACUUCGAAAGUUUGAUAUUUUUCCUCCAUUAUUCUUUUUUUUUUCGUUAUGCUUUCAAUUCUCAAAAUUGGAGAAAUAAUUUUUUUUCUUAUCUACUGAACACCAGGAAAAAUCGCACGCUUUCGCCAAGAAAAAAAAAAUCUGUAUUGUAACUUCUCAAUUUUUAAGUAAAUAUCUGUCAAUGUCAAUCAUAACUGUAAAAUACUACAAAAAUUUUCUAUUUUUUCGCCAUUAUUCCUUUUUUCUUAUGUUUAAAAUUUCUCAUAACUGAGAAGUAUUCGUACUUUUUUUGUACUUUGCGCAAUGGCCAUAAAAAUAGCAAAUUUUUGUAAUUGAAAAGUGAUAAGUUCAGCAUCUAUGUUUUCGAGAAGAUUGCAGUGCAUAAUUCUCAUAAUUUCACUUCGUUUUAACAACAUAGUCUUUGUUGUUCAUUGAAAGUACAAGUUGAGAUAGCUAAGUUCACAGUGUGACGUUCGUAUUAGCUCAUAGUACCAGUGACAGAUUCCUAUUAGUCAAUAU
Diachasma alloeum is the source of this 2032-nucleotide messenger RNA. RefSeq lists its product as uncharacterized. The transcript is spliced from 4 exons. Bases 70 to 888 code for a protein of 272 amino acids. The record is from RefSeq and is a predicted model, not a curated record. Lineage: Eukaryota; Metazoa; Arthropoda; Insecta; Hymenoptera; Braconidae.